Bursaphelenchus okinawaensis is the source of this 921-nucleotide messenger RNA. The record is from the annotation of a GenBank genome assembly. Lineage: Eukaryota; Metazoa; Nematoda; Chromadorea; Rhabditida; Aphelenchoididae.
AUGAAGCCGAAGAGUCCGACGAAAGAACGGGUGCAUUCCAUGAAGCUGCGGGAGCGGAUUCAGGGCAGAGUUUUGUUUGGGAAACCAGACCUCGAGAAGACAAAUCAGUGGCUAAAACAACGACAGACAGAUCGACUCCAGCAGGCCAAAGAGCGAUGGAACUUUGACUUUGAAAAGUUCGAGCCUUGUUCGUCUUCGGAAGCGGGUGGAAAUGAGAAAGUGGAGUUUGAGCUGGUUCCAGAAGAUCAGGUAGGUCAUCUUCUUUGCCAAUGGUAGUAAAAUACAUUUUUGUUUUACGCUUAUUUUUUAGGGGAUUUUAAAAAAAGAAUCGUAGAACUUGAGAAGUUUUAAAUACUGCCAUUUGCAUAACUUUUGCUGACACAUUUAUAAAAUAGGUUAAGAUUGAUUCGUUAUUCCUAAACGACUCUGAAAUUUGCCUUUUUUGUCCCACAAUUUUAACUGGCGAUUGUAUAAAAUUGUUUUUGGGAUAUUUAGGUAUUAUUUUUUGUUAAUGGUAAUAGCUGUUUUUUGCCUCUAUCUUUAUUAUGGAACGUUCAUUUAUGAAUAGGCAACAAAUUGGAUGUAAAGGAUCCUUAAGAGGUCAGCGCAAGGUCGUAUUCUUUAUAAAGGCUUAAAUUUGAUGAGAUUUAGGGCUCAGCAGGAUGUGGUCGGCGCUUUUGUCUAGAUUAAUGUCUUGUCUUUUAGGUCCCGAACUUUUAUCGAAGCAAAACAUCUAAGGUGACGGUGGAGAAGCAUCUACAGACGCCCAGAAAACGCCUAAGAUCAGAGUCUAUGGAAUCCGACAUUCAGAAUACGACGGUAGAGAUAAUACAGGAAGUGGCAAUCAAAUCACCUAAGAAGAUCAGGCUAGCCAAGUACAUGAGUGCCUACGAGACACCCAAGAAGGCUCCCAAGAUGUAG